Messenger RNA from Penicillium hordei, 1050 nucleotides. RefSeq names its product asparaginase. The record is from RefSeq and is a predicted model, not a curated record. The coding region runs from base 1 to 1050 and encodes 349 amino acids. The transcript has 6 exons. NCBI's taxonomy places the organism in Eukaryota, Fungi, Ascomycota, Eurotiomycetes, Eurotiales, Aspergillaceae. Gene Ontology annotation, molecular function: asparaginase activity.
AUGGAAAGACCUCAGCUCUAUAACACCGGGGAUGGAACGAUUCUAUCUGGAUCUACGCAUGGGAGAUUGGAUACAAUCGACUAUGGUGGUGGCUCUGGGGGAUUGACCCCAGAGACACUUAUAGAUACCGUCCACGAAGUCCUCGACAUUGCUCAAUUCGCCGUCCGAAACAUAAGUGGCACUGGCAGUGCUAAUGCCGACUCGGACAGAUUUCUGAACAUUUCAAUGGACGCUCAACAGCGACUCUGUACACCCGACUCGGAUGUCAUUGGUGCUGUUAUGAUUCAUGGCACCAACACGCUCGCUGAAACGGCAUUUGGUAUUGAUCUCACCUUGAACUGCUCCAAGCCUUUUGUCGCUACAGGAUCUAUGCGCCCAAACUCAGCAAUGUCACCCGACGGGCCACGUAACUUCUACGACGCAGUCAGGACUGCUAUUCACCCGGAGUCGCGUGACCGAGGAGCUUUGAUUGCGUUCAACGACCAUUUGGUGUCUGCAUUCUAUGGAACAAAGACAAAUGGCAACACGGUCUCGACAUUCUUAGCCACAGACCAAGGGUACAUCGCCCAGAUAAUUGCCGGGCAGCCGUACUUCUUUUACGGUGCAUCUUUACCAAAAGCUCGCCACUAUUUUAACCCGUUCAAUCUCACCCACCCUCUUCCCAAGGUGGUGGUUCUUUAUGGUCACCAGGGCUUUGACGCAAAUUUGCUAUAUGCGGCUGCUGCAGAUGGCGCUAAGGGCAUUGUUAUUAUGGGUGUCGGUCCCGGCGGUCUGAGCACAGCUGCUACGCAGGCCGCCGAGGAUCUCCAUGGAAAAGGUGUUGUCACUGUUGCGUCGCUCCGACCCCUCUUUGGCGCAGUGGUUCCCAGCCCCGAGCCCGGAAAUAUUAUUAGUUCUGGCUUCUUGCAUGGCGAGCAGUCCCGCAUUCAGCUCCAGUUGGCUCUUGCAUCAGGAUUCGAGUUUACUGAGAUUCGCAGGAUUUUCGAGGGCGAAAUUCGGAAAGCUGUCUUCAACUCUGCCACAAGCUACUAUAACGCCACAAGUGUCUAA